AUGGAAGUUUGCAGCCAGGAUGUCUGCUUUGGGAAUUCCAUUCUUCGCCAGACUGCCAGAAAGGCGUCUUCAUUUUGCGCCACCGAGACAGCCAACUGCCCCGGCGACAUGCCGCGGCCACUUGACGACUCAGUCGUCGGGUCGGAGCUUCGUUGGCAUGGCGACAAAGAGAUCGAGGAGCGGGUUUUUGAGCAGGUCUCCGAGCUCACAAGUGGCCCACACGCCGGAGGACCGUAUCGCCAGCGCCUCUUGUCGCCCCAGUCGCCGGCCGUCUCCAAGACACAAGAGCCGAAGGGUCGUGGAAGUCCUGGCAACCCCGCAACGCCCGCGUCUACGUCGGCGUGUCUGCAGCAUGUGCAGUCGCUAAGGCCGGGUCUGUCGCCGGACGAGAUGGUCAGUGGCCGACGUCUCGUGGAGUUCGCCGACGAGGACCUGGCUCACAUGGUCUACGGGAUUGGGCAGCCUGGCCAACAUGGAAGGUACCAGGAGGCCGAAGAAGAGGAGGAGGAGGAAAUGGAUGAUGAUGAUGAUGAUAAUGAUGAUGAUGAUGAUGAUGAAGGAGAAGAGGAGGUCAACGGCGACGAAGUGGAAGACGUCGUCGUAGAUAUGAACACGAGCAGUCAAAUGAUGGACGUGGCCGACGAGGAAGAUGCGAAAGAUGAGGAUGGCGAUGAGUUUUUCUUCGGCGCCGGAGAGAUGGAGUAUCGCGAGGAUCAGUCGCCAUUGUUUGCACUUCACAUGUCGCCAGCCGAGCUGAUGAGCCCCAGCGACUGUCUCAGUCGAGUGUUCAAAAACUGCGGUCGUCGAGUGGCAGACGCGUCUGGAGAGAUGAAAAGAGUCGAGGCCAAAGCGGAUCGCGACGAGGGCAGAUGUGACGAAGUGGGGCACAGAGAGGCCGUUCACAGACGACAGCGCCACCCUUCGCAACAGAACAAAAGGGGCCCAAAAGACGAGGAGAGCCUCGGCGACUGGGAGGCAACCAAUUACACCGGCCUGAAGGUGGGUCGGUCGCAGACGCUCGACAGCCGGACAAAAUCCUCAGAAAUGUCUUUCUCCGGUCUCAGAUCUGGACCCAACGACACGUCACGAGAAGUCCACAAACGACACUCGGCACUGCCCAACUAG
Protopolystoma xenopodis is the source of this 1125-nucleotide messenger RNA. The record is from the annotation of a GenBank genome assembly. NCBI's taxonomy places the organism in Eukaryota, Metazoa, Platyhelminthes, Monogenea, Polystomatidea, Polystomatidae.